AUGAGGGCGUCCGUGCCGGGUCCGGCGGCCGGCCGCGAGCCCUCCACGCCCGGCGGGGGCGGCGGAGGCGCCGCGGUGCCGGGCUCCGUGCAGUUGGCGCUGAGCAUCCUGCACGCCCUGCUCUACGCCGCGCUCUUCGCCUUUGCCUACCUGCAGCUGUGGCGGCUGCUCCUGUACCGUGAGCGGCGGCUGAGUUACCAGAGCCUCUGCCUCUUCCUCUGUCUCCUGUGGGCAGCGCUCAGGACCACCCUCUUCUCCGCCGCCUUCUCGCUCAGCGGCUCCCUGCCCCUGCUCCGGCCGCCCGCUCACCUGCACUUCUUCCCCCACUGGCUGCUCUACUGCUUCCCCUCCUGUCUCCAGUUCUCCACGCUCUGUCUCCUCAACCUCUACCUAGCGGAGGUUAUAUGUAAAGUCAGAUGUGCAACUGAACUUGACAAACACAAAAUUCUGUUGCAUUUGGGCUUUCUAUUGGCAAGUCUUCUCUUUUUAGUGGUGAACUUGACUUGUGCAAUGCUAGUCCACGGAGAUGUCCCAGAAAAUCAGUUGAAAUGGACUGUGUUUGUUCGAGCAUUAAUUAACGAUAGCCUGUUUAUUCUUUGUGCCAUCUCUUUAGUUAGUUACAUAUGCAAAAUUACAAAAAUGUCAUCAGCAAAUGUCUACCUCGAAUCAAAGGGUAUGUCUCUGUGCCAGACUGUUGUCGUAGGCUCUGUAGUCAUUCUUCUCUACUCUUCAAGAGCAUGUUAUAAUUUGGUGGUGAUCACCAUAUCUCAGGAUACAUUAGAAAGUCCAUUUAAUUAUGGCUGGGAUAAUCUUUCAGAUAAGGCUCAUGUAAAAGACAUAAGUGGAGAAGAGUAUACAGUAUUUGGAAUGGUCCUCUUUCUGUGGGAACAUGUGCCAGCAUGGUCGGUGGUACUGUUUUUCCGGGCACAGAGAUUAAACCAGAACUUGGCACCUGCUGGCAUGAUAAAUAGUCACAGUUACAGUUCCAGAGCAUACUUCUUUGACAAUCCAAGACGAUAUGAUAGUGAUGAUGACUUGCCAAGACUGGGAAGUUCAAGAGAAGGAAGUUUAUCAAAUUCACAAGGUUUGGGCUGGUAUGGCACCAUGACUGGGUGUGGCAGCAACAGUUACACAGUCUCUCCCCACCUGAAUGGACCUAUGACAGAUACUGCUCCUUUGCUCUUUACUUGUAGUAAUUUAGAUAUGAACAAUCACCAUAGCUUAUAUGUAACACCACAAAACUGA
This is a messenger RNA of Lagenorhynchus albirostris (white-beaked dolphin), 1245 nucleotides long. RefSeq names its product G protein-coupled receptor 137C (gene GPR137C). The record is from RefSeq and is a predicted model, not a curated record. Gene Ontology annotation, cellular component: lysosomal membrane. Bases 1 to 1245 code for a protein of 414 amino acids. NCBI's taxonomy places the organism in Eukaryota, Metazoa, Chordata, Mammalia, Artiodactyla, Delphinidae. Gene Ontology annotation, biological process: positive regulation of TORC1 signaling. The transcript has 7 exons.